Molecule: messenger RNA, 1293 nt
Organism: Cylindrotheca closterium
Lineage: Eukaryota; Bacillariophyta; Bacillariophyceae; Bacillariales; Bacillariaceae
Source: the annotation of a GenBank genome assembly
AUGCAAGUUUCAGAUAACUGCGUUGAGACCACAAGCUUGAACCCCCAAGCAAUUCCCUUGUUGCCAGGAAAAGAGACAAUGCAACGAGAUGUCAGCACCUCGUCCCAAGCCUACAUUUUGCAUUUGACAUCGCAGACCGGGAUGAUGCCACGUCAAUUCAACCUAGGCAUGGUCGUUCACUCGGACUUCAGUGAGAAAAGACUUGUAUCCUCUCUAGCCAAGCCAGGCUCCGUCUGUUCUCUCUCUGAUUUCGUGGUUCUAGAUCACCCAAGUUCAAGUGAUGCGACCGAUGUCGUCGAGUCAUCCUUGCGGAAAGGUAUAUUGAAGGAUCACCAAGCCACCAAAAUCCGAUUAGGAGAUGCAGGUUUCGAAGAAGUGUUGAAAUCAGACGUUGAUGCUGUCUAUAUUUACGUCUCUGCAGAGUUGCAGAAGGAUUUUGUCAUGAGGGCAUUGAAGGCCAGAAAACACGUUUUACUGAAUGAUCCUGUUUCAACCUCACUGAGCGACUUCAAGGAACAGCAAGAGUGUGCAAAACAGAACGGGAAAUUCAUACAAUUUCGAACCAUGUUUUUUCAUCAGUUUAGCGUUCGAAAAUUCUUUGAGAGGGUUCUUUGCGAUGAACGGUUUGGACAAAUCACGACCAUUAACUGCAAUGUCCGUGUGUGCUACACGGAUGUUAAAAAAGUGGGGGUUAAGUUACCUCUUGGGAAAAAUGAUGGAGCCAUUCGAAUUAUGGGUCGCUUUUGCAUAUUGGUCAGUGCUCUCGUUUUUUCGAGGGUGGGAAUUUUUGCUCAUUCCGCAAAAGCAAUAAGUGCAGAGUAUGGAAGUGAAGGUCAAAUUACUUCCACUCGAUGCAUUGUCAAAUUCACAAAUGGGUGUGUGCUGGAGUUUGAUGUGGGAUACACCAAUUUUGCAACGCGACAGUCGAUAGACAUCUUGGCAGAGAAUAGAUUCGCUCAGAUGAAGGAUUUUAUCAUUCAGCAUCCAGAUGGGUUGGCGACAUAUCGCGUGUAUGAUAGAGUACCUGCCGCUUCGGGUACCAUGGAGAUUAUAAAUGGCGAAGCAAUUGACGUGUAUGGUGGACCAAAGGAAGAAACGAUCAUGUGGAGACGAUUUGCCCAACUGAGUCAAUCUCUUGACGAUCAAGGUGGCUGGGACCAAAGUGAUCGAACUGCGGAGUGCAGAGAGCUUGCAAAUGUUGCUCUGCAAACAAAGAGAAUCAUCAUUGCUCUCGGAAAGAGCUUGGACAAUUCGUUUGAAGAAGUCAUUAUUGACGACAUUGAUUACGAAUAG